Messenger RNA from Serendipita indica DSM 11827, 1215 nucleotides. Lineage: Eukaryota; Fungi; Basidiomycota; Agaricomycetes; Sebacinales; Serendipitaceae. The record is from the annotation of a GenBank genome assembly.
AUGGCCACUUUCCCGAGAUUUGUCGCUGCAGCCUCGAGAACAUCCAGAGGAUUUCACAGGCAACUUAUCGUGUCCAACCCCCGGAUUUGGCAAACCCUACAUACUUCCACCCACACCCAUGCAAAGAAGAAAAAGCAGCAAGUCGUCAAAGACGACGACAUGUUUUUGUCCGAGAGCGACGAAGAAGACUUCAGCCUCUCAGGCAAUACCAAAGCGCGAGAACAAAAAUCUCACUCGCUCUUUGAAGACAAGGCUCUCCAACUCGUCGAACAAAAGCGCGCAGAAGAGUUUUCAACUUUGCAUUCCUGGCUCAUCGCGUCUACUGGACACAGGGGUAAACAAGGUCGACUUCGACCCAAGAAUGAGGACCUGCGACGGCUGGUGUCCAUGGCGAAAACGGAUGCAGAAUUCCACCAAGUCAUUACUGUUCUACGGCAAUGGCGUGCAUACCCUGCUCGUACGCAUAGAGUAUCACUAGAAGUAGCCCUUCUCGAAAAGGCAAUCGAAACAUCAAACGUCCCGCUUCUCAUUCCUGUUCUUAUGCAUCACCCACUCUAUGGAAUCAGCGUCCCGUCAUUGCAACUCGCCAGAAGGCUCCUAAAGUCAAUCAUCUCCCCCGUCAACGCUUACCCUCCUCCCUAUUCGCCGUCUAAUCGCGUCAACUCGGAACAAUCGACCGACUUUGUAUCAGAGGAUCACGUUACACAAGCAUUGCAACUUACCGAAGUCCUCUCAGUGACCAUUCUCCCGCCCAUCGAGUCGUCGCAACCUCCUCCCCUUUCACCAUCCAGCGAUCUCGUAGGGGGAGUAAUGCUCCUUUCUCUUCUCCUACGAGUCCCAAUGAGCGGCAUGGUCGAAGAUAAAAGCCCACACCUCACCGCCAUAGUCGAGCUCGCGCAAAAGCUACAGAGCGGAUCCGAAAGGAAGACGAUCAGCAGACCCGAAGAUGCUCGUGAGAGACUCUGGACGCUCGCGGCGCUUCGCGAAUGUCAAGCAGCUCUCAUGUCCGAGGAAAUCGUCGCCGCGCUUGAUCGGGUCAAGUCUGAGGGCAAGCUGAAGAUGGACGCAAAGUCGCUUUCGACAUGGAUAGCGUCCGAGAUGUUGGAAUUGGAAGGACGUCUUAGUUCGAUGGGCCUGACGGUUGUCAAAAAGGCGCGGAUUCCCUCUUCCCCACCUCGACCAAGGGCACAUGCCGAACAAAGCGCGUCGAUAUGA